GUUUACCUCUCUGCUCCCAUUCUCUUUUCUCUCCUCUGCGUUUACCUCCUCUCUGCUCCCAUUCUCUUUUCUCUCCUCUGCGUUUACCUCCUCUCUGCUCCCACUCCAGCACUAUGAAGACUGUCCUGGCUCUGCUGAUGUUGGUAUGCCUGGCCUGCCACAGUCACGCACUGAAGUGUCACUCAUGCGUAGCAUCCAAUGAGGAUGAUUGUACUAAACAAGGAUCCACCACCUGCCCUCAAUUCGCUGACGCCUGCUCCACCAUCACAGGACAGAACACGGUGAUGAAGUCAUGCUCCUACAAAGCAUUCUGUGAUAAGGCCCAUAGUGGCAACUCUGGAGCCAAGAUGGAGUGUUGUUUCACUGAUGACUGCAAUGGGCCUCAUAAGGGCCACCAGCAUGGGGAGCACAAAAACACAGCUGGAGCCCUGGGAGCCAGCCCUGCUCUGCUACUUGGGGCUCUGAUGCUCCGCAUGGCCCUCAGCAGGUUCUAAACUCAUGAUCAUAAAUACAUUCAUCCCUUUACUAUCCAUCUAUCCAUGUAUUCAUUAUUUCAUACAGCCCUGAAACCAUUUAUCCAUCCAUCCCCUCAGAGUGUGUCUGCAGAAUGCUGAUGAACUAGGGUUUGGUGAAUCAUACAGGGAUUAGUAAGAGUGUGUGUGACGCCUGUGGUGGUGGUGGGGGGGUGGGGUGGGGUCAAUUAAAGCACAUUCAAUCAAGUUUAAAGACAGAUGGAACUGAUGUAUCACUCCGCAUGAUUCAGCUCUGUCAGUUGUGUGUCCGUAACCAGUCAUAUGUACAAACAGAUGUUUGAUAUGAUCAGAGAGAGGAUGGAACUCCUGUAGUGUCAGUAGACUCUGAGUGGAUGUGAGCCAGGCUGGGGUUAGAACUUUAGAUGUAUAUACUAUGUUUAUACCUGGGGCAGAUCUAAAAUGUCACCCAUGGUAGCCUGUGUGUAUGUAUGAUACUGUUGGUUAGUGCUGGGCUCCCAGUAGGCCUAGUGUUAGGCUCGUUCCCACAGUAACCACAUACGCUAGGGCACUCUUCAGCCUUCAGAAUCCAAUCAUCAUGAAUUAAACAGGAACUCAACACUGAAAGACUUGUUGGUCCAUUGUUAAUAUUGUUAUGCUUCAAUACUUAUUUAUAAAUAAACAUGCUAUUACACCCUUA
Messenger RNA from Oncorhynchus gorbuscha (pink salmon), 1170 nucleotides. RefSeq names its product activin receptor type-1C-like. The record is from RefSeq and is a predicted model, not a curated record. Lineage: Eukaryota; Metazoa; Chordata; Actinopteri; Salmoniformes; Salmonidae. The transcript has 3 exons. Bases 114 to 494 code for a protein of 126 amino acids.